CUCCGUCCGGGCACGAUGGCCGACCCGCCGUCCGACCCCGAGCAGCCUCCGCAGCAGGGCAGCCCCCCGGAGCCCUUCACGACGCCCCCGGAGGCGCCGCUGCAGGCGGAGCCGGAGACCCCGAGGAGCCAGGAGAUGCUGGCGGCCCAGGGCUGGCCGCAGGGCGCCGGGCUGGGCCAGUACGAGGAGCCGCCGGGCGGCCUCGCGUACCAGCCGUACCUGGACGAGAACCUGAUGCUGGAGCAGCUGCAGCAGGGCCAGGGCAGCCUCUUCCAGCAGCUGGAGUCCGCCUUCCAGGACGGGCAGCCCGACCCCCUGGCCCAGUACCACGCCUACCAGCGGGAGGAGCAGCCGUUCCAGCCGUACGGCGGGGCGCAGCACGGGCCCUACAUGAGGGACGACCCUUCCCUCCAGUUCUCGCCCUCCGAGCUGGGCUUCAUGUCCUACGACAUGGAGGUGUCGGAGCCGGAGCCCCGGGAGCUGGCCGUGCAGAACGCCAAGGCCUACCUGCUGCAGACCAGCAUCAGCUGCGACCUCAGCCUGUACGAGCACCUGGUGAACAUGCUGACCAAGAUCCUGAACCAGCGCCCGGAGGACCCCUUGUCCAUCCUGGAGUCGCUGAACCGCACCACACAGCUGGAGUGGUUCCACCCCAAGCUGGACUCGCUGCGGGACGACCCCGAGAUGCAGCCCACCUACGAGAUGGCCGAGAAGCAGAAGACGCUCUUCAUCAAGGGCGGUGGCGUGGAGGGCGAGCAGGAGAUGGAGGAGGAGGUGGCGGACACGGCCGUGCCCAACAUCAUGGAGUCGGCCUUCUACUUCGAGCAGGGCGGCGUGGGCCUGAGCUCGGACGAGAGCUUCCGCCUCUUCCUGGCGCUGAAGCAGCUGGUGGAGCAGCAGCCCAUCCACACGUGCCGCUUCUGGGGCAAGGUCCUGGGCCUGCGGCGCAGCUACCUGGUGGCCGAGGUGGAGUUCCGCGAGGGCGAGGAGGAGGUGGAGGAGGAGGAGGUGGAGGAGCUCAUGGAGGGCGCCGACCUCACCACCGAGGCGCACGGCGAGGAGGAGGGCGGCGAGGAGGACGAGGAGAAGGCGGCCGACGUGCUGCCCAAGCUGCAGUGGAGGCCGCCGCCCGUCAUCCCGCGGGAGGAGAGCCGCUCGGGCGCCAACAAGUACCUGUACUUCGUGUGCAACGAGCCGGGCCGGCCCUGGGCGCGCCUGCCGCACGUCACGCCCGCGCAGAUCGUGCAGGCGCGCAAGAUCAAGAAGUUCCUCACCGGCUUCCUGGACGCGCCCGUGGUCAGCUACCCGCCCUUCCCGGGCAACGAGGCCAACUACCUGCGCGCCCAGAUCGCGCGCAUCUCGGCCGCCACGCACAUCAGCCCGCUGGGCUUCUACCAGUUCAACGAGGAGGAGGGCGACGAGGAGGAGGAGGGCGGCGCCGGGCGCGACUCCUUCGAGGAGAACCCCGACUUCGAGGGCCUCCCCGUGUUCGAGCUGGUGGACUCCAUGGCCAACUGGGUGCACCACAUGCAGCACAUCCUCCCGCAGGGCCGCUGCACGUGGGUGAACCCUUUGCAGAAGAAGGAGGAGGAGGAGGAGCUCGGGGAGGAGGAAGAGAAGGGCGAUGAGGGGAUGGAGGAGGCGGAGCAGGAGAUUGGGCCGCCCUUGCUGACGCCACUCUCAGAAGAUGCAGAAAUCAUGCACAUGUCGCCCUGGACCGCCCGCCUGUCCUGCAGCCUCUGCCCGCAGUACUCCGUGGCUAUCGUGCGCUCCAAUCUCUGGCCCGGGGCCUACGCCUUCGCCAUGGGCAAGAAGUUUGAGAACCUGUACAUCGGCUGGGGCCACAAGUACAGCCCGGACAACUUCAACCCCAUGCUGCCGCCACCCAUCCAGCAGGAGUACCCCAGCGGCCUGGAGAUCAUGGAGAUGAGCGACCCCACGGUGGAGGAGGAGCAGGCCCUGAAGGCCGCCCAGGAGCAGGCGCUGGCGGCCGCGGAGGAGGAGGAGGAGGACGAGGAGGAGGACGAGGACGAGGACCCGGACGACUGAGGCCCCGCAGGUAGCUGGCGCGAUGUUCCUCGGAUGUAGCGAGGAGCUGGUUUUUUUUUCACUGUUCGUUUGCUUCCUGCCUCUGGGAGGCAGCUGCUCUCAAUGAAAUGUUCCCACGGCGCUCCGGCCCGCUCAUUCAUUCCUUUGCUCACCCACCUGUGGCCGUGACCUUCACGUCAAGGCGAUUGACUCUGCUGGGAGCACAGCUCCGCAGUCCCUCCCGUUCCCCUUGUUCACUCCCCCGGGCAUGAAGCGCCUCCGGGAGCCGCGGCCUGUGAGCUCAGUUGGCUGGAGCGUUGUCGCCGAGGGUUCUAUUUCCGGUCAGGGCACAUCUCUGGGUUAUAGGUUCGAUCCCCGGAGGGGGCAGAUAUGGGAGGCAACUGGCCGAUGUUUCUCUUUCACAUCCAUGUUUCUCUCUCUCUCCUUUCCCCUCUCUAAAAAUCAACGGAAAUGUCCUUGGGUGAGGAUUUUUAAAAAUAAAAAAUAAAAAUGAAAUUAAAAGCCUCCUGUCAGCUCAGUCCAGCCCAGAGGACACAGAGAUGAGCAAGCAGCCUCUGCUUUUCCAUGGCUCAGACUCUACAGGGGAGACAGGAGCACCCCCAAGCAAUGACACCCCAGGUGGUGUUGCCCAGACGACUGACAGAGCCC
Molecule: messenger RNA, 2697 nt
Organism: Pipistrellus kuhlii (Kuhl's pipistrelle)
Lineage: Eukaryota; Metazoa; Chordata; Mammalia; Chiroptera; Vespertilionidae
Gene: RSPH6A
Product: radial spoke head 6 homolog A
Exons: 6
Coding region: 16-2049 (677 amino acids)
Biological process (GO): cilium assembly; cilium movement involved in cell motility; axoneme assembly
Cellular component (GO): radial spoke; axoneme
Molecular function (GO): nucleic acid binding
Source: RefSeq, a predicted model, not a curated record